Molecule: messenger RNA, 1557 nt
Organism: Cryptomeria japonica (Japanese cedar)
Lineage: Eukaryota; Viridiplantae; Streptophyta; Pinopsida; Cupressales; Cupressaceae
Product: 25.3 kDa vesicle transport protein SEC22-1
Exons: 6
Coding region: 349-1008 (219 amino acids)
Biological process (GO): retrograde vesicle-mediated transport, Golgi to endoplasmic reticulum; vesicle fusion with Golgi apparatus; endoplasmic reticulum to Golgi vesicle-mediated transport
Cellular component (GO): Golgi membrane; SNARE complex; endoplasmic reticulum membrane
Molecular function (GO): SNAP receptor activity
Source: RefSeq, a predicted model, not a curated record
UCUUUUCUCAUUCGUUCAUGCCCUGCAACACGCCAUGGCAGUUUACAAAAAAACUGUCACAAGAUUAUUCUUUUAUGAUUGUUCCGUCAAAUUUAAACCCAUUUUUGCAGGCACCUUUACUUGUUUGCAACCCUUUACUUUCGGCAGAUUUAACUAUUGUCGGUCUUCCAUUCUGCUUUUCCUCUCAUCAACGUCUCCUUCAAUAACUGCUUAAAACUUCAAAUUGUGCUGCGAAUUUGGUAUGAUUUGCAGAGACCCAAAUUGAAAGCGUGUUAGCAGAGGCUGUGGUGUAAUACAGGGCAGUUUGAAUAGAAGUCAUAAAAUUUGUUUUACAGCUGAAAUAAAAUCAUGGUGAAAUUGACGAUGAUAGCUCGAGUGAGGGACGGGCUGCCUCUUGCAGAAGGCCUGGAACAUUUUCGCGAGCACAAUGAUUUUGAUUUUUAUAAGCAAAAGGCCAAGCAAUUGUUUAAGGUCAUCUCAGAAGGCCAAAAUGGAGCUUCCAGAAUGUCCCUGAGGAUUGAACCUUAUUGCUUUCACUAUAUUAUUGAGGAUAGUGUGUGCUAUAUUACCUUGUGUGAUCAAUCAUAUCCAAGGAAGCUUGCUUUCCACUAUUUGGAGGAUUUGCAAAGAGAAUUUGGGAAGCUCCAUCGCUCACAAAUAGAAACGGCAUCAAAACCAUAUGCUUUUAUCAAAUUCGAUUCAAUCAUCCAAAGAAUUAGAAAGCUUUAUUUGGAUACCAGGACGCAGAGAAACCUGUCAAAGCUGAACAACAAUGAUCAAAUUCAAGUUCAACAGAUUAUGAUGAAGGACUUCAGUGAUAUUGUUGAUAAUGGAAAAAAAAAAGAGGAAACAAAUCUUGUGUCUACUAGAGGAUCCAUUGAUAUAGAAUCGGCAAUUAAGGGCUCGGAAAUACUUCAGAAGGUAGCACUAAAAUGGAUGCCAGUUGCAGUUUUAGCUGCUGUUGUAAUAAUACUCAUAUGGGCACGGAUGGCACUUUGGGGUUUUUGAAUACAUUGAACUUUGAAGUGCAAUUGGGAGGAAAGAAUAAAAUUUUGAGUACAGGCUUAAUAAAUCAAAUGUUUUUUCCUGGUCCAGCUCAUGGACUAUGGGGUGAUUAGGCUCAAUGUUCACUCAUUUACAUAUGUUUUCUAUUAUCACCAACUGGUAAAGAAGAAGGGUGUGAUGAGAGCAUUCCAGUCAGAAAAUAAUUAGAUUCAGACGUAUGAGGCCGAGCUUGCUGAUUUGUCAAGGUGGUUAUAAAAAAGCAGACAAAUAAAUGUCAUGUAAUAACUUGUGUGAAAUCUUACCAAUUGAGUCAUCAAAAAUUACUAAUUGAGUCAUCAAAAGAGGUUUGAGCAAUCCAUGUGCUUAUAGGCUGUGCUUGUGUAUAUAGGCUGUGCUUCAAAGAUCUAAGGCUUUUUAAGUCCACAGAGGAAGGCUUUUGUAAAAGCUGUUAAAAUCUUGUACACAGUUUCUCCAAAAGCCCGUUUCCUUAACAUUGUAUAUGUUCACAUACGAAUAGUUGAAGAUAAAUACAAUGCAACCUAAUUUUUUUUA